GCGGGGGAGCGGCGUGCGGGGGCGCGCUGGGUGAGCCGCGCCUGCGCUGGAUGAGUCGCGCCAAGGCCGAGGCGGCGGUGGCGGUAGCAGGAGGCGGCGGAGCGACGACUGCCCUCCAUCCCAACCAGCAUGAGUACCAAGCAGGUCACUUGCAGGUAUUUUAUGCAUGGUGUGUGUCGGGAAGGAAGCCAGUGCCUUUUUUCACAUGACCUGGCAAACAGCAAGCCGUCCACCAUCUGCAAGUACUAUCAGAAGGGCUACUGUGCCUAUGGAACUCGGUGCAGAUAUGAUCACACGAGGCCCUCUGCUGCCGCUGCUGGUGCUGCAGGCACCGUGCCCCACAGUGUGCCCUCCUCGGGUUUCCACAGUCCUUGCCCUCCUUCCGACCUCACCGCAUCUAUCGUGAAAACUAACUCACAUGAACCUGGGAAGCGCGAGAAGAGAACAUUGGUACUUCGAGACCGAAAUCUCUCUGGCAUGGCUGAAGAAAAGACUCACCCCAGCAUGGUGAGUAAUCCAGGCAGCUGCAGUGACCCUCAGACCAGCCCAGAGAUGAAGCCGCAUUCCUACCUGGAUGCCAUCAGGAGUGGCCUCGAUGACCUGGAAGCCAGCAGCCCCUACAGCAGCGAGCGGCAGCUGUGCCCCUAUGCGGCUGUCGGGGAGUGCCGGUUUGGGGAUGCCUGUGUCUACCUGCACGGGGAAGUGUGUGAAAUCUGUAGGCUGCGGGUACUGCACCCCUUCGAUCCAGAGCAGAGGAAAGCUCAUGAGAAGAUCUGCAUGUCCACCUUCGAACACGAGAUGGAAAAGGCCUUUGCCUUCCAGGCGAGUCAGGACAAAGUGUGCAGUAUCUGCAUGGAAGUGAUCCUUGAGAAGGCCUCUGCCUCGGAGAGGAGAUUUGGGAUCCUCUCCAACUGCAAUCACACGUACUGCUUGUCCUGCAUCCGGCAGUGGCGGUGUGCCACGGAGUUUGAAAACACAAUCAUUAAGUCUUGUCCAGAAUGCCGUGUGAUAUCAGAGUUUGUGAUUCCAAGUGUGUAUUGGGUGGAAGAUCAGAAUAAAAAGAACGAAUUGAUUGAAGCCUUCAAACAGGGGAUGGGAAAAAAAGCUUGUAAAUACUUUGAGCAAGGAAAGGGGACCUGCCCAUUUGGAAGCAAAUGCCUCUAUCGCCAUGCUUACCCCGACGGGCGGCUAGCGGAGCCCGAGAAACCUCGGAAACAACUCGAUUCUGAAGGCUCCGUGAGGUUCUUUAAUUCAGUGCGGCUCUGGGAUUUCAUCGAGAACCGAGAAAGCCGGCAUAUCCCCAACACUGAAGAUGUUGACAUGACAGAACUUGGGGACCUCUUCAUGCACCUUUCUGGAACGGAGUCAUCAGAACCCUAAAGAGUAAAUGGUCACCCCUGCAUCUUGGGCUCUGCCAGUCAAAACUUUCCCAAGUCAGGAGGUGUUGAGCUUCCUUGUGCCGUAGCUGGAGGUGGCGUGUGGCUUGGAUUUGAGUGGAGUGUACCUACCCUCUGGUCUCUGUUAUUACAGGCAUGGGAAGAGUGUAGGAUAUAAAAUAACCUGAUAAGUAUAUGGAAUUGCUAUUUUUAUAGUUAUACUUAGUUAUACUUCAAGCCCCUGGGGGGACCAGCUAACCAUUCAGUCUGUUGAGUGAUUGCUCCUAGAAAACCUGGCUCUUGUCCUUUUUGAUCUUUUUCUCCCUGCCCUUAAUAAGCAGCAUUUUCUUACCAAAGGAUCUUUAGCCCUAUAAAAGGAUUCCUCUAUGGUGAAUUUCUCUAAGUGUAUUUGAAUAGUAUGUUGUCAAAAUUCUGAUUUAUGUUGGUGGGGCUUGGAAAAAAGUUUUUUUCCCUGGUAGGGCAGUUCUUGAAGUUAAGGAGAAGUACUGGGUGGGGCUGUAGCAGUCCAGCCCUCCCGCCUGGUUGGCGUGGAGACGACCCCGCUCUCACCCGUGGGCUCGUGCCCACAGGGUCGUUGUUUUGAGGGGUCAGAACACACAUGUGCUUAUGAAACGUGUGCUUCAUACUCAAGCCAUCUUAUCUGUAAAACGGCUUUAAUUAGGAAUUUUGUAAAAAUCUCACAGCACCCAGGGAGGUUUCUGAUGUCAAGACUGAGGGCAAGUACAACCUUGUGAACCAGAACAAACUCAUUCCAAGCCUGAAUUUAUCUAUUUUUGUAAAAAAGAAAAACUGUACCAGAUAAUACCAAAUAUUCUAUAACAUGCAUUAAUUUUUUUUUUAGUAGUAACUCUUCUUCAGUAAAGGGUUAUAAAAAACAGACAAAGGCUAAAUAAAAUUCAUUCCCAGUUGA
Lemur catta (Ring-tailed lemur) is the source of this 2307-nucleotide messenger RNA. It is a transcript of the gene MKRN2, whose product is annotated as makorin ring finger protein 2. Gene Ontology annotation, biological process: protein polyubiquitination. NCBI's taxonomy places the organism in Eukaryota, Metazoa, Chordata, Mammalia, Primates, Lemuridae. The record is from RefSeq and is a predicted model, not a curated record. Gene Ontology annotation, molecular function: ubiquitin protein ligase activity; metal ion binding. Bases 130 to 1380 code for a protein of 416 amino acids. The transcript has 8 exons.